This is a messenger RNA of Dermochelys coriacea (leatherback sea turtle), 5391 nucleotides long. RefSeq names its product solute carrier family 25 member 23 (gene SLC25A23). The record is from RefSeq and is a predicted model, not a curated record. Gene Ontology annotation, biological process: transmembrane transport. Gene Ontology annotation, molecular function: ATP transmembrane transporter activity; calcium ion binding. NCBI's taxonomy places the organism in Eukaryota, Metazoa, Chordata, Testudines, Dermochelyidae.
CCCGCACGCCGGCGGGCGCCGAGGGGAGAAGCGGCGCGGGCGGAGGGAAGGUUUUGGGGGAGGAGGAAACAAUCUCGGUGGGAGGCGACGGCAACCAGCGCAUUGUGCCAUGCCCUGGCGCGGGCGGCGCUGCUUUCCCCGGAGCCUGGCCGGGAUCCUGCAGUCCCGGGCGUGAGCGGAGCCCCGGGGGCCCCCGCGCCUCCAGGCAGGCGGGGUCCCCCCAGCCCUGGGGCCUAGCGGGGGGCGCCGCCAUGCGGGGUGCCCGGGAUGGGGGGCCGGCGCUGUGCCAGGGGGGCCGGGACCCCGAGCGCCAGAAGCACUGGGCCGAGCUCUUCGACCAGCUGGACACCAACAAGGACGGGCGGGUGGACAUCAACGAGCUGCGGGAGGGCCUGGCGCGGAUGGGCAUGCAUGCCAGCUCCCAAGCUGAACAGGAGAUCCUGCGCGAGGGCGACACGGACCAGGACGGCGAGCUGGACUUUGAGGAGUUUGUGUGUUACCUGCAGGAGCGAGAGCGCAAGCUGCGGCUCAUGUUCCACAGCCUGGACCGCAACAACGAUGGCCAGAUCGACAUGUCCGAGAUCCAGCAGACAUUCCACAGCCUUGGAGUCUACAUCUCUCUGCAGCAGGCAGAGAAAAUCCUUCAAAGCAUGGACAAAGACGGCACCAUGACCAUCGACUGGCACGAGUGGAGAGACCACUUCAUCCUCAACCCACUGGAGAACAUGGAGGAGGUCGUCCACUAUUGGAAGCACUCCAUGGUCCUGGACAUUGGCGAGUGCCUUACGGUCCCUGACGAAUUCUCUGAGAAAGAGAAGAAGACGGGGAUGUGGUGGAAGCAGCUGCUCGCGGGCGCCAUGGCCGGGGCCGUCUCCAGAACCGGAACCGCCCCGCUGGACCGGCUUAAAGUUUUCAUGCAGGUUCACGCCUCCAAGACCAACAACAUGAACGUUGGGGGGCUGAAAGGCAUGAUCCAGGAAGGGGGCGUCCGCUCACUCUGGCGCGGCAACGGGAUCAAUGUGCUGAAGAUCGCUCCUGAGUCUGCCAUCAAGUUCAUGGCCUAUGAGCAGAUCAAGCGGGCGAUUCGUGGGCAGCAGGAGACGCUGCGGGUGCAAGAAAGAUUUGUGGCUGGCUCGCUGGCCGGUGCCACUGCUCAGACAAUCAUAUACCCCAUGGAGGUGCUGAAGACCGGUGACCCUGCGGAAGAGGGUCAAUACUCGGGGAUGGCCGACUGCGCUAAGAAGAUCUGCAGAAGGAGGGAAUCCGGCCUUUACAAGGGCUACCUGCCCAAUGUGCUGGGCAUCAUCCCCUACGCUGGCAUCGACCUGGCUAUCUACGAGACGCUGAAGAACAUGUGGCUUCAGAAGUACAGCAAGAACACAGCGGACCCCGGCAUCCUGGUGUCUGGCCUGCGGACGAUGUCCAGCACUUGCGGGCAGAUAGCCAGCUACCCCCUGGCCUUGGUGAGGACCCGGAUGCAAGCCCAAGCCUCCAUCGAGGGUGCCCCGCAGCCCACCAUGCUGGGCCUCUUCAAGCACAUCCUGUCGCGGGAGGGGGUGCUGGGCCUGUACCGGGGCAUCGCCCCCAACUUCAUGAAAGUGAUCCCCGCUGUCAGCAUCAGCUACGUGGUCUACGAGAACAUGAAGCAGGUGCUGGGCGUGACGUCCAGAUGAACCCGUCGGCCUGGCGGGGCACGGAUGCCCCUGCUCCAUGGCUUGCCCCCUGCCCCCUCGCUGCACUUUGGAGGCUGACAGAGCAGGAUCUGGACCGGGGGUGGCUCCGGAUCCAGGAGCGUUAAGAGGGAUGCUGAGAGGUCUCAGCUACACCCCCCCACACACACACACCCCUCCUUCAAUGCAGCGGGGCUGAGCCGUUCCAGAGGACCAAACCCUGGAGCAGCCCAGGGGCGUUGCCUCUGAGCGUGCCCGGAAAGGGGAACCCUCGCCCCACCUCUGCCACUCAGAGCAUGGCUGCUGGGGGCACCCUUUGCCAGGGGGUGUGGGCUAGGAGUAGACCCGGGGCACUGGGGGCGGUGGGGAGGGGAUUAAUACAAGCCUCAGGGUUUGGCUAAUUUUAGUUUGAGAUUUGACAAGCUCCCCCGCCACUCCAGCCCCCAGCUCUGCUUAAGGGAGCGUCGCUCCUGGACGCACACGACACAUGCACAACCCCGUUCCCUGCAUGCUACGGCCUGGGGCAUGGCAUGUUUCCUGCACUGGGGGCUUUGCUGCCCCUCUCCUGCCCCCGAAGCACUCGCUGACAUAGCACGGUCAGGGGAUCCCAGUGGAGACUCCUCCAAUCAGCACUGACACUGGAUUCCAGAGGAGACUCCUCCAAUCAGCAUCCCCUGACUCAGUACUGACACUGGAUCCUGCGGGAGAAUCCUUCCAAUCAGCACCGACACUGGAUCCCAGUGGAGAGUCCUCCACUAGCCACUCCCCCACAAUGAUACAGGACUCUAGGGGGAAUCCUUCUAGAAGGACUCACUGACAUAGUGAUCCCACUGGAUCCCACCGGGGAUCCCCUCCUGUAGAGAGGGUCACCCCCUACGUAGCAUUACCAGAGCCCAGCUGGACCCCCCCCUGCAACUCCCCCCAGCCCAGGCGCUGCACCGGAUCCCCCAAGGGGCUGCAGCCUAAAACACAUGUGCAUGGACCUUGCAAAAGGGGGAGGCCACAUGUGACUUGCCUGCGGGGCUACCUUGAAAUCAGGGCUAGCGCCAGCUCUUCCUCCAUUGCCACCCAUUCUCUCUGCCCUCGCCUAGGCAGGGGAGACCUAGCACUGGUAGCCUCUUCCCUUACCUGGGGGAAGCCCGGCAGCCUCAGCGGUCUCCUCUCCACACACCGAGCAGAUCUCCCUCUGCACACCAGGGGAGACCCACUGGCCUCUGGGCACCUGGGGCCAGGGGGCAGUGGUUGGGGCAGGGCGCGGCCCCUGGCACAAUGGACAGGCUAAAAGCCGAGUGGUGGGGGCACGGGCCCACUGCGAGGCAGGGGGCAGAGUGAGCCACACAACGCCCGCUGGCCCGAGUGGGGUGGGAUGCAGUGAGGGCUUGUGGCCCCAGGGUAGCCAAGCCCAGCCCAUGGGUUACCCCAGGGCAAUGUUGCCAGGGCAGAUGGGGGUGAAAUUCCACCCAGGCAAGGGGCAGUGCUGGGCAUGUGCAGACCAGCCGCUGUGACAUAACCCCAUCCAGCAGGGGGCAGCGUUCUUCAACCCCAGUGGGUCCCCUGCCACUCGCAGCGCGUAGGCGGGACGGGACGUCCAGCAGGGGGCAGCGUUUUACACACUCACAGUGCUCCCCUCCCCCCCCCCCAGCCCCAACCUUGGGCAGAGGUGCCAUUCUAGCCUGCAGGGGACAGCUUCACCCCCCUGCAUGCGCGCUGCCCCCACCUAUACAUACUUGAGCACGUGUGAAAUUCCAUCCACUCGGGGGCAGCACCCCCACCCCUCUCUUCAGCUCUCCUAGGGGGAGCCCUGGGGCACACGCCACGGAAAGCGUCGGCCUCUUUUGCACAGGGAGGGUUUUAACUCUGGCCCGUGACGGACUCUGCCUGGUUUUCUGUGGCCCAUGUGGAGGCCCCACCCCUCAGGUACCGAGGCAGGGGAUUACGCCCCCUUCUCCCCCACGCCGGGGAGGGUGGAUCCCCCGGACAGAAUAUUCUUGUAUUAUGAUUUUGCAUCAGGGUUUUCGUUAGCGCGCCUGCCUGCGGGCUCCCCGGCCGUUUCUUUGCAAUGGCUCCGCUGGGAUCCGCUUGGAUCCCUCUCACCGUGUUCCAAGCUGCAAUCUCUUCCCCGUCACUACAGCAGGAGCAGUCACCAUCGGGACCCUCUAGCAGAUCCCUCCCCCCCCAGACCUUGGACGCAGACAUUUUUCUGCAUCAAUCCUGAGCCGGCCUCUCCCUCUCCCGUCCUGCUGACGCCGGCUCCGAGCCAAGGCCACGGGGGAGCGGGGAAAGAAUUACAGAACCCUUUAGUCCUGCGAGGGUGUCCUAGACUCCUUGGUGGAAGGGGGCCUCUAGAGAAGACCAUGAGAAUGGCCAUACUGGGUCAGCCCUAUGGCCCAUCUCCCGGUGUCCUGUCUUCGGACAGCGGCCAAUGCCAGGUGCUUCAGAGGGAAUGAACAGAACCGAGUGAUUAGCGAGUGAUCCAGCUCCUGGCCUCAGUGCUUAAUUUGCAAUGAAAGAGGUGCCAGCGCUCAAGCAAAAAUUUUGUUUUUACUUUCAUAACUGAUGCAGCAAGCCCAGGGGUGCCGGGGCUCUGAACGGCCGUGCCCGGGGGUGCCGGGGCUCUGAACGGCCGAGCCCUGGCACAAAUUGAGCACUGCCGGUUGUCCAGUCUCUGCUUCUGGCAGCCAGAAGCCCAGGGACUGAGGGAUUGAUUUGUGUUUUGGGGGGGGCAUCAGUGGGGUGAGCUCCCCCAAUAAAACCAGAGCAGAAGUCUGGGUGGAACCUCCCCCCGCCCCGCCCCGUGAGCUGGGUCAUUGGCUGGGACCGAACCUAGGACCGAUGCAGGCGCCUCUGCUAACUAAGCCAAAGGACCAGACUGUUUUGCUCACUCGCAGUAGCUGACUCCUGAGCAGCCAUACAAAAUCUGACCACUAGAGGGCAACAGAGAGACUUCGCCUGGGGGCACCCCCAAGCAAUAUCUGCAGAGCCCGGGGGGGGGGGGGUGCAGCGACUGGGGGGCUGGGAGUCAGGAAGGAGUCCUCCUCCCUCCUCUGAGAGCGUGGGGCUGUGUACGGGCAGGCUGUGGGGAGGGGCCUGCUCCCUGAAUGUAAGAGCAGGUGCUGAGCAGCUGAGGACUGGGGAAGUUGUGACAUGGUGGGGAAGGAGCCCAUGGGGUGGGGGACACUGCAAACUCCUGGCACUGUUUGAAGCUUAUUAUUAUUGUUUUAAUCUUAUUUAAUUCCCCCCUUCCCCACUCGAGGUUUGUGUGAUGAGAGGCACAAAGGGUUAGAGAUAGUAGGGGGCAGUGGCAGGUUCUUGGAGGGGGUCAGAAACAGCCCUUCCCAGUAUGGGGCAGAAGACUAACAGCCCUCCUCUGGUGUGGGGCAAACAGGCUUCCCAAGGGGCAAUUGGUCCCUCUGCAGUAGGAGGUGCUGUGAGCACCUGGGGUGGGGCAGAGUUCGCAUUUCGCCAUCCUAGCGUUUCCCCUUGGAGCUGAGGACACCUGACCCCAAGCCGGAGCCAGCAGCUUUGCUCCGUGGUGCCUUGCAUGGUGGCCAGUAACCGGUGGGAAGAGCGCGACGUUCGCCCUAUCUCCGCGGGGCCUGGCACUGCCCCGCGCCCACCUGCCAAUGUGCUGGCUGCAGGGCUGGCUGGUAGGCCCGACUCUGCGCCCAGGGGGGCUGCCACUUCAAAGGGAAAAAAGAGCUAAUAAAGUUUUCUAAACUUU